Messenger RNA from Penicillium salamii, 798 nucleotides. NCBI's taxonomy places the organism in Eukaryota, Fungi, Ascomycota, Eurotiomycetes, Eurotiales, Aspergillaceae. The record is from the annotation of a GenBank genome assembly.
AUGGGAGAUUACGGUGCCACUGCUCCGCCUUUGCACUCUGCCCCGGUGGAGAAUCAUCCACCACAAUCCUCGGCAUCUCUAAACGAGAUCUCCGUCCUGAUAACGGGCUUCGGACCCUUCAAGACGAACCUUGUGAAUGCUUCGUAUCUAAUCGCAUCCUCCCUUCCAUCGUCUUUUACCUUCCCGUCGCCCGAUAAGGCCGAUCUGCGUCGAGUCUCACUUCAUGUACACCCCACGCCGAUUCCCGUGGCAUAUGCCACGGUGCGAGAGACUCUACCGUUGAUUUUGGAAGAGUUCGCUGCAUCAAACGGCGGUCGCAGGCCCGAUCUCAUCAUCCAUAUUGGUAUUGCCUCUCCGCGACCAUACUAUUCUGUCGAGACGCUAGCUCAUCGCGAUGACUACAUGAUCACCGAUGUUGAAGGUCGUGCGGGCUGGGAGUAUGGGGAGAAACUAUGGAGGCAAUCGGGCCUGCCUCCGAUCCUCACUCCUGGUCGUGCUACGGAGGACCCGUCCUCUGCAUCGUCCUAUCAACCGGAUAGGCAAUUCCUAGAUGUGUGGCGCUCUUUUGCCCCCAAGUCUGAUCUUCAACUCUCAAAAGAUGCAGGUCGUUACUUGUGUGACUUCAUAUUCUACACCAGUUUGUCAUUGGCUCUGCAACAAGGUCAUGACCGAAACAUACUCUUCCUCCAUGUCCCCGGGUCGUCCGAGGACGCAGAUAUCGAACAAGGGCGGGUGGUUGCACUUGCCCUGAUUAAGGCAAUGGUCACAUGUUGGAUUGACAAGAAGCAUGCGGCAUAA